AUCGUCAAUCGCCACAAACACAUGUAUGUUAGCUAUGUUGUCUUAUCAAUAUAAAGCAAUGCAAUAAAUAUCCCAAUAGGCACACAAAAGAUUAGAUAAUAAUUCCGUGAUGCACGACAGCAAAACAUUUCACUGGCUGAAUUGAGGUAGACGUGUUUUCCGGACUUUUUUUCUAGCAAGAUAGCUGAAGUUCAUUCCAUUAUCGAAAUGCAGUCAGCGAAGAUUGGCUAUUUAUUGUCCAGAUCAUACUUAUCUAACAACAUUUACUCAUCAAAGGACAUUUUCUGCUCUCAUGUUCAUGGAACCAUCAGUUUCUACCGUGCUUGUCAAACAGCAACCACCAAAGAGUCGGUGGUCAUUCGUAUUCCCAGGUAUAUGCAGAAACAGGUCGAAGGCGUGAAGCAGAUCAGGGGCAAGAACAAAGUCGCCACAACUAAACCCGGCAAGCUGCUAAUACAGAGCAAGAAUCCUCAGCUGAACCAGUCGGCAAGUUAUACACUUGGCAAGUUUGAGCAGCCUGUACUGUCCUCCAAAGGAUGGAAACAUAACAAAUCAUUUGGUGACUAUUUCACCGUUAACAACACCCAGCAUGUCCCGUCCUUCGUCAGUGAGUGUCAGUUGGAGGAAACCGAGAAAAAGAAGAAAUCUGUGACAUUUCAAAACCUUUGUCUCUCUUCAGAGUUGUUGGAAGUUUUGAGCACCAUGAACAUAACGCACCCCACCACAGUGCAACUUCAGACCAUCCCAAAAAUCCUGAAAGGUCACAACAUUGUAUGCGCUGCAGAGACAGGAAGUGGAAAAACACUGAGUUACCUGCUGCCUAUUGUUCACAAACUCCAGAGUGAAAAGGAGUCAGAGGAUUACAUUGACACUGCACCCAAGAUUCGUUCAGUGGUUCUUGUGCCUGCGAGGGAACUAGCUGACCAGGUAUCAGCUGUUGCCAAGACCUUGUGUACCCCAUUGGGCUUGCUAGUAAAGACUGUGGGAGGAGGGAAGGGAGUGGGUGACAUCAAGCUAGCCUUCGAUAAGGGUCCUCCGGAUGUGUUGGUGGCCACCCCAGGAGCUAUGGUCAAAGCCUUACGGAGGCGCUACUUGGAUCUGAGUGAACUGAGAGUCUUUGUAGUGGACGAAGCUGACACCAUGUUUGACCCCAGUUUUGCAGGCAUGCUGGAGAGCAUCCUGGUCCACACUCAGGUAGCCAGUGAGCCUUCUGAGACCCGUGGACCCAACCCCAAAUCCCAGCUGGUGGUGGUCGGAGCCACCUUCCCUGGGGGUGUGGGUGAUGUCCUCAGCCAGGUGACUGAUCUAGGCAGCAUAGUGACCAUCAAGAGCAAGAUGUUGCAUUUCCUAAUGCCCCAUGUCAAGCAGACCUUCUUGAAGGUGAAGGGAGCUGAUAAGCUGUUAGAGCUCCACCAAGCCCUGAAACAGGCAGAGCCGGAGAAGCAUGGGGUACUUGUUUUCUGCAACAAGUCAGCCACUGUCAACUGGCUUGGCUACUCCCUUGAGGAAAUGGGAGUGCGCCAUGUCCGUCUGCAGGGGGAGAUGCCCGCAGCAGUGAGGGCUGGGAUCUUCCGGUCCUUUCAGAAAGGUCAGGUGGAUGUGUUGAUCUGCACAGACAUUGCCUCUCGUGGCCUGGACACACAGAGGGUCCGACUGGUGGUCAACUAUGACUUUCCCGAGUCCCACACUGACUACAUUCACCGAACAGGGCGGGUGGGCAGGGCGGGCAGUGUGGAGAAUGGGGAAGUGCUAAGUUUUGUCAGCCAUCCCUGGGAUGUGGAGCGGGUGCAGCAAAUAGAGACUGCCGCCAGGAGGAGAACCAUCCUUCCAGGCAUGGAGUCUGCCAUCCAAAAACCAAGCCUCAAAGAGAUGGAGACUGAAUAAGUAGAGCAGUUACCUUAAUCAUGAGCCAAUAUAUUUUUUUUGACAAGUCAUAACAUUUUUUGGGGUCUGAAAACGAAUGUUUGUAAUAUUAAUUAACUUAUAUGUAUUGUAUUAAACUCUGCAACUGAAC
Hypomesus transpacificus is the source of this 2014-nucleotide messenger RNA. It is a transcript of the gene ddx28, whose product is annotated as DEAD (Asp-Glu-Ala-Asp) box polypeptide 28. Gene Ontology annotation, molecular function: ATP binding; nucleic acid binding; RNA helicase activity. Gene Ontology annotation, biological process: mitochondrial large ribosomal subunit assembly. The transcript has a single exon. The record is from RefSeq and is a predicted model, not a curated record. Bases 208 to 1884 code for a protein of 558 amino acids. Gene Ontology annotation, cellular component: mitochondrion. Lineage: Eukaryota; Metazoa; Chordata; Actinopteri; Osmeriformes; Osmeridae.